This is a messenger RNA of Orussus abietinus, 887 nucleotides long. It is a transcript of the gene Rfk, whose product is annotated as riboflavin kinase. Gene Ontology annotation, biological process: riboflavin biosynthetic process; FMN biosynthetic process. The coding region runs from base 395 to 832 and encodes 145 amino acids. Gene Ontology annotation, cellular component: mitochondrion. The record is from RefSeq and is a predicted model, not a curated record. Gene Ontology annotation, molecular function: riboflavin kinase activity. Lineage: Eukaryota; Metazoa; Arthropoda; Insecta; Hymenoptera; Orussidae. The transcript has 4 exons.
AAUACCGGAGCUACUCAUUUUUCACACUUUCGCUCGAUUUGCUUUACGUAAUAAGCCCCCUGCUUUGAGUUCUGUCCAUAUAUUCUUAGGUCCAUGUCUAACCAUGUCUAACCGCCUUACCUCUUAUCUACUCUUACCUAUGUCUCCUUCAUUCCAAUAAGCUGUAUGUUAAAAACUAUGCCUUGUAAAUAAUUAUGUUUAUUUGUUAAACUUUAUAUGUAGUAUAAUUCAGUAUUAACUGUUUUACAACAUAUCUUAAUAUAUCGAUAACUCGGAUUGGUAUUGCCUCACUUGGAAUUCAGAGAUUUUAAUUAUUCUUGAUAUUGCAGAAGAUAAGUUUAUAAUUAUCGUAGGAAAGCAUUUGAGUGUGUAUCGAGUAUUGCAUGCGUUUAUCAUGUCUGAGGAUUUAUUACCGUUGUUUUUAUCUGGUAAAGUCGUGAAAGGAUUUGGCAGGGGGUCAAAAGAAUUAGGAAUCCCUACCGCAAAUAUAUCGGAUGAUGCAAUUAAUAAUUUACCUGAAGAACUUCAAUUAGGGGUCUACUUUGGGUGGGCCUCGUUAGAAAAUAAGGGUAUCUUUAAAAUGGUUAUGAAUAUAGGCUGGUGCCCAUAUUACAAAAAUGAAAAGAAAUCUUUAGAAAUCCACCUUCUUAAUUUUUUUGAUGACGUCUAUGGCAAGGAAAUUAAAUUCAUAAUAACCGGCUACAUACGUCCGGAAAAGGAGUUUUCUUCCAUUGAUGAGUUGAUAAAAGAAAUACAUAAUGACAUUAAGAUAGCUGAUGAAAAGCUUAACGAUCCAAAGAUGAUUGCAUAUCGAGAUAAUCCAUUUUUAUGAGUGUAACUUUAUAUCGGUUGGAAGUUUUAAUAUGAAAUAAAUAUGUUAUGUUAAA